CAGAGGGGAAGUGGGGAAGGAAGGAAAACCUGACACACGUCCACCAAAAGAAUGCGAAAGGGAGCGAGAACACAGAGGAAGGAUUUGUGCUGAUGGAUUUCCAGCCCAGGGGAAUAAACCAGAAUGGUAUGAGACACCCAGAUGAAACCAGAAGUGAUGUGAAAGGAGAGGGAAGCAGGCACCUUCCGCAGCUGCACAAACUGCCCUGAGAGCUGGAGGGAUGGGAAGCCCCCAGGCAUCCCCAGCCCACAACACCAGCAAGAGGAGCUUUGGUGAAGAGUAAAUGCUUCAAAGUGCCCUUUGUGUUCCCAGAUGAGCCGCACCGAGUUCCUGGCAGUGCAGUAUCUCUCGCCCUCCUCCAUCCCAGCCAUCUCCCGGUGCAGCGUCACUCAGACGGGCUGUUCCCCAGGGCCUGUCCCUGGCCACAGCAUGGUGUCACCAUGAGCAGCCCCUUCCGCUGCUGCUGGUCCUGAGCAGUGAAUCCCAGAGGGCUGGUAGGAGCUGGCCCAGGAUUUGUACAAUUCUCAGCGUUGCUGCUUCCCUCUUGUGGUGAGGAAACAGCUGGAGAGACGGACGGGGUACGGACAACGGAUGGGAGCAUCUGAAGAAGGGCAGAAGGAAGCAGAAAGGCUCUCCGCAAGCUCCUAGCUCCAGUUAAUUACAAUGGAUAUUUGUAAGAUACCUGAAAACUCCUCCAAAUGCACCGUGAACACUAUGGAGUGCUUCAUGGUCCUCAGCACACAAGCACAGAAGAUAAGCAUUGCCACGCUGUGCGGCCUCUUUGGGACAUUGUGUGUUUUUGAGAACUCUUUGGUGCUGUACUUGAUCUUCUCUUCCCCUGGGACCAGGAGAAAGCCUUCCUACAUCUUUAUCAGCAGCCUGGCCUUGGCUGACAUCCUGGCCAGCAUCAUCUUCGUCUGCAGUUUUGUUAACUUCCAUGUUUUUAAUAAAACUGAUUUCUCUAAAGAAACUUUCCUGCUGCAGCUGGGAGGGGUGAACACAUCCUUCUCUGCCUCCCUGAGCAGCUUGCUGCUGACAGCCCUGGACCGUUACAUCUCCAUCAGCCGCCCCUCCGAAUACAAACUCCUCAUGACGAGGAAGAGAGCGUGGGUAGCCCUGGGGGUGCUCUGGGUGACAUGUGCAGCCAUUGCUUCCCUGCCCCUCCUGGGCUGGAACUGCUGCACGCUCGAUUCAACCUGCUCCGAGCUGUUCCCGUUUGUGGAUGGCAACUAUCUGUCGAGCUGGGUCUGCUUCAUCAUGGUCCUGCUGGGGUGCAUCGUCUAUGCCUACGCGCACGUGCUGUGGAGGGCCCACCAGCACGUGGCCUACAUGGAGAAGCACCAAGCGCAGGUGGGAAAGCAAAACACCAGGAUGAGGAUGGAUGUCAUGCUGGCAAAGACCCUCGUCAUGGUGCUGACUGUCCUCGUGCUGUGCUGGUCUCCUGUCCUCAUUCUUAUGAUCUACAGCAUCUUCGCCAGGCUGAGCAAUCACCUGCGCAAGGUGUUUGCCUUCUGCAGCACCCUCUGCCUGCUCAAUUCCAUGGUGAACCCCAUUAUUUAUGCCCUGCGGAGCAAGGAGCUAUAUUCCUCUCUGAGGAUGGUCUUUGCUCAGUUCAGGAGGCAGCUGAAGACCUUUGAGGAGAGCCCAGAAACAGAGACCACGCACAAGUCCUCCGUGAUAGAGACUGUCUGCGAGGACACCCGCGUAACAUAGGGAAGCAGCUGUGGAAAGCCUGUGCUCAGGCUGGCAGAAACAGUCUGGAUCACCUUCUCUUCUCU
Athene cunicularia (burrowing owl) is the source of this 1778-nucleotide messenger RNA. RefSeq names its product cannabinoid receptor 2 (gene CNR2). Lineage: Eukaryota; Metazoa; Chordata; Aves; Strigiformes; Strigidae. Gene Ontology annotation, cellular component: membrane. The record is from RefSeq and is a predicted model, not a curated record. The coding region runs from base 664 to 1713 and encodes 349 amino acids. The transcript has 3 exons. Gene Ontology annotation, molecular function: cannabinoid receptor activity. Gene Ontology annotation, biological process: cannabinoid signaling pathway.